AUGGAUUCCUUAGUUCCUGCAUCGGCUACUUUAACAGCUAAAGCCUCUAAGACCUUUCCGAUUGAUGCAGAUGGUGAUGAAGGAUUUGACCACGGUUAUCAGAAGGUUAAGUUGCCUCGCAAGAACGUGAGUCGACCUUCUCGCGAGACGUUGCCUGACGAGGUUCCUGAAAAUAGCAGUGUACAGUUUGCCUCUCUGGCUGCUUCCGCUCCAAAGGCCUCUAAGUCCUCUUCCAAAGAGACAGAUGGUGAUGAAGAUAUUGACCCGAACUCUGGUUAUCAGAAGGUCAAAUUGCCUCGCAAGAACGUGAGUCGACCUUCUCGCGAGACGUUACCUGACGAGGUUCCUGAAAAUAACGGCUCACAGUUUGCCUCUCUGGCUGCUUCUGCUGCAAAGGCAUGUAGGUCCUCGUCCAAGGAGACAGAUGGUGAUGAAGAUAUUGAGCCGAACUCUGGCUAUCAGAAGGUCAAAUUACCUCGCGCCGACAAGAAGCAGUCUCGAUUGAUUCCUGCUCCAGCUGAUAAGCCUAACGUGGUCCCUGCAAGUCGUACGGUUUCUCCGGGCUCUAUCGCUGCUCCUGCUGCUCCCAUCCUUCCGUCGUCUGCUCCAGCCGUUGAAGCUCUUGACGCUCCUGCAUCCUCCCACGUGGACGCAGCUAACGUUGAUUUGGAGGCAUCGGCGCCAGCCACCAGUUUCUCUCAAGAGGCUCCGGCGACUGGGGACCAGGGUGGUGGUGCUGGACAAGCGGAACUGGUGACUCCGAGCAGUCGACGAUUCAAGAAGAGGAUGAGCCAGAGUCCUGCAGGUGUGGAGCACUUGACACCUACCUCGAAGAAGCGGAAACUUGCAAAUCGCAGCUAUUGGGAGAACAUGAGCGGCAGCGUUUCACGGAUUGCAGAGAUCAAUCGGUUUUUGGAGGACAAUUCGGGCGUGGAUGCAAUUUCUCCCCUUGAAGACGACGCUGCCUGGUUCCAAAAGAGACGAAUGUCCCUGACGCCAGCCGUACGGCGUCCUUCUCUUGGCGCGGCUGUCAGACCUGGCGUGACGCCAGGGAACGCUGGUCGCGGAGGGUGGAGCAUGCAGCGCUGCGCACUGAUGCAGGAAGAAGGAAAGGCUGGAAAGGAGUCGAGGCAAGCAUGGUCGGAAGCGGGAGAAGCUCGUUCGAAGCAAGCGGGACUCGAGGAAGCAGUGCAGGUGGGAAAAGCGAGUUCGAAGCAAGCGGGAGAAGGUAGUGCGAAGCAGGCGGGAGAAGCAGAAGAAGCGGGACAGGGUGGUCUGAAGGUAAUGGCGAAGGACACAGUAGAGCAGGUCAUUCGUGAAGGCGCAACUGCUGAGCAAGUUCAGGCUAGCGGAGAAGCAGGCAAGCAGGGAGCAAACUUGGGUAUGGAUUUGGAAGGGCCUGUGGAGCUGACGAAGGAGUUUCUUGAGUCGCGUAUGAACGUCAUCUUCGCUCAAGAGACCUGCAACGCGGAUCAGAAGCCGGUGCGGAUCGCCAGGCAGAUCAAGGCAUGCUUGAAGCGGUGCUAUCUCGCGUCCAUGCUCGACAUCAGGGCGUUCGAAGCGAGCACGAGUGAGGGGAGCGAGGAUGAGGAGGAGGAGAACGCGGGAAAGAGCGAUGGAGGGGCAUCAGGCAAGCGGGUUGAGCCAGCAGCUGGGGAGCAAGAGGCUGGGGGAGGGAAGAAUGAGUCGUUAGCCUCUGUGAGGUUCCGUUUACAGGGUCUGAGAGAGAUCAAGGAGGACCUGUUGAAGGAGCUGCAGGAGAUUGAGGCUCUGGAGAAGCUAGAGGAGGCUGAGGAGGAAGAUCCGCAGCAGAGCAGCGAGGAGGGAGCAGACGAGGAGGAAAGCCUUGGAGGAGAGGAGGAAGCUUCAAAUGCUCAGGUUGCGGAAGCAAUUGAGGAGAUUCUCCCAGUUGUCGAAGAAAAGAUCGAGUGUACACGCUCUUGGAUCAGCACCACACUUUCACUGUGUGAGCGGGCAGCAACUGUGGAGCAGCAGUUGGUUCAGGCGUACCCUGGGGCUGCAAGUGCUGCUGUUGGUGGAACAGGCGAUUCCAGAGGAUCAACAGCGGCAGUGAGAGGUGCUGGAUGGCUUGCGGGAGUGCCGCUGGCUGUGUUGACUCCACGAACAGCAGCUAGGGGCCUGGCGAAUCUUGGGCACCCGGAUAUGCCCACGGACUUAGAGUGA
Molecule: messenger RNA, 2184 nt
Organism: Closterium sp. Naga37s-1
Lineage: Eukaryota; Viridiplantae; Streptophyta; Zygnematophyceae; Desmidiales; Closteriaceae
Source: the annotation of a GenBank genome assembly